Molecule: messenger RNA, 1997 nt
Organism: Lagenorhynchus albirostris (white-beaked dolphin)
Lineage: Eukaryota; Metazoa; Chordata; Mammalia; Artiodactyla; Delphinidae
Product: putative protein FRMPD2-like
Exons: 10
Coding region: 185-1471 (428 amino acids)
Molecular function (GO): protein binding
Source: RefSeq, a predicted model, not a curated record
CUUUCCAAGCUGUUGAUUUCUUCUUGGCUUGUUUUUUAUAGGUGUUUGUGGAAAUACCUCAAGCGAGGAGAAGAAUAGCACGGCCAACUCUGGGGUCUUCUCUACAGACAGCCUGAGCAACGGGCACCUGGGAAGUUUUUCAUCACACACACAAGACCAGGAAAGAAAUAUUGAAGAACUGGAAAUGGCUCGGACUCAGAGCUUAAUGCCCAGGCUGAGACCUCAGCUGUCUGCUCCACCAUUAAAGGGUACUGGUUCUUCGUGUCCUCUAUCACCUUCAGAAAACAAUGCCAGUGAAAUCUACUUCGUGGAGCUGGUUAAAGAAGAUGGGACACUUGGAUUCAGCGUGACUGGUGGCAUUAACACAAGUGUGCUCUGUGGAGGUAUCUACGUGAAAUCCAUCAUUCCCGGAGGGCCAGCAGCCAAGGAAGGGCGGAUCCUUCAGGGUGACCGGCUCUUGCAGGUGGAUGGAGUGAGUCUGUGUGGCCUCACCCACAAGCAGGCCGUGCAGUGCCUCAAGGGCUCUGGGCAGGUUGCAAGACUGGUCUUAGAGAGAAGAGGCCCCAGGACUGCACAGCAGUGUCCUUCUGCUAAUGACAGGAUGGGAGAUGAAUGCACGGCUGUUUCCUUGGCAACAGUCUUGCCUGGAAGGCCUGCGAGCAGUGUCUCAGCGACAUAUGGUCCCAGGUUUGAAGUCAAGCUAAGAAAGAACGCCAGUGGUUUGGGAUUCAGUUUCGUGCAGAUGGAGAGUGAACGCUGCGGCCAUCUCAAGAACGAUCUUGUGAGGAUUAAGCGGCUCUUCCCGGGGCAGCCGGCAGAGGAGAAUGGGGCCAUCGCAGCUGGUGACAUUAUCCUGGCUGUGAACGGAAGGCCCACAGAAGGCCUCGACUUCCAGGAGGUGCUGCAUUUACUGCGAGGAGCCUCGCAGGAAGUCACGCUCCUGCUUUGCCGACCCCUGCCAGGUGUGCUGCCUGAGAUGGAUCAGGGCUGGCAGGCCACCGGAGAGGCACAAUGGGACCAAGACACAGAGAGACCCUGGGCCACUUCCUUGACUCGUCCUCGGGAUUCCUACCCUCAUUUAUUCAGACUUCACCAAGAAAUGGAUGCAUCAACAUUGGCUACCUCUUUGGAAAACGAUAUGAAGCAAAACUGCUAUUCAGUUUGUGAUAUCAGGAGACUUGAAAGUCCUGAAUUGCACAGUGAUGAUGAUGAAGGUGACAUAUACCAUCUACCUGAAGCCCCUCCUCUCACCUUGGAGGAUGAAGCAUAUGCUACUAUCAGCUCUACGUUGGAAGACCAGCUACCCUGUGGAGAAUGUUUGAAGGCAGAUUCAGGGACCAUUCCUUUACCGCAGUUCUGUUCUUGGGGUACUUUCUCAGAGUGUUUGCCUCCAGAAGAGUCCCGUGAGAGUGACAGCGAGUGGGAAGAACUUGAGGAGGCUGAGGACCCAGACGAUGGCACCCUCAGGUGAACAGAGAAAGUGGGACAGUCUCCCAAGGCAGAACCUGAGGGUUUCUGCCUGGACAUCGUUCUGACUGUGAUCACAUGGAAGAGCCCUCAGAUGUUGGUCCAAAGAAGGUACCUACAUACUCCACAAUAAGGAAAGAGGCCAGUGGGGCCCUGAGAAGGUGACCUGGGAUGGAGUGUCUGGCCCAGUUGUUAAGAAGUAACUUCAAAAAAAUCAUGCCUGUCACUUCUGAAACUCAUUUUGAAUAGUGGUCGUGACCCCUCUUCAGUUCUGGGGUUUAUGUUGAAUAAAGCUCUGUGUGUGUAUGUGUGUGCACGUGUCCUUGCAUACUUACAGGGGCUUCGCCUGGUGAAAGAAUUUGAGAAUCAACCUCCUACAUCAAGAUAAGCCAGGACAGGGUGCGGUCUUGCUGGUGCACUGGUCACACUUUCUGGGACAGAUGCCUUGUUCCAGUUGGCACUUUUGGGUUCUCCAUUGGUUGAAGGAGUUUCCAUGGUUUUCAAAGUGCCCCCAGUUCCCUCGAGAGAAU